AACGCCGGCGGCGGUGACGACUAAGGUGAAGUCGAGGACAAGGAAGAGAAGAUCUAUUAUGGAGAUCUUCGCUGCUUCUCCGCAGAUCGAAGCUGUGAAGCUCGAUUGUGAGAAUCGACAUGUGGUGGUUCCUGAAGAGGAAGUUGAUUUGAAAGUCUUGAAGAAAGCAUCAUCUGAUGUAGUUGGAAAGAAGAAAAAGACGAAAAAGAGAGAAAAGAUAAACAAGAAUUGUUUGAGAGAUGAUCCGGGGAUGAUGACGUUGAAGGUGAAGAACAUGAAGAGGAAGAAAAAGAAGAUGAAGAAGAUUGACGGCGGAUUUGUCGCCCCAUCAUCAAGGACGACAGGCACAGCUCCUCCUUCGGAAGUGAUGAAGAAGGAGAAAAUUCAAAAAUUCAAAGUUUCGCCUCCAGAUGAUUUUUGUGGGCAAGAAAAGGUUUCUCUACAUGACAAGUGUUGUAGAAAAGAGAUCCCAAAUACUAGUGUUUUCCAUAAGAAGAAAUCAUCAAGGAUGAAAAGUUUGUCUACACAAAAAAAGCUCAAAGUCGUGCAAACUUCCAAGUUACCUUCAAGGCAACCACAGCAGAACCCAUUUCCUGUUCAUAGCAUUCUGAAGAGAUGUGCAGAAGUUAAUUCCGGACAGAAUAACUCUGCCAUACACAGUUUUCAGGGAGGUGAUCAAACGAAUUCUUGCCAUGUUGAACAACCAGACAAGCAUGUCAGGUUUUCCACUCAUGAGGAGAUACAUGGACCAACAAAGAUACAGUAUCCGUCUGUUGAGUGGCCUCAGGUGCAAAGCCAUUCCAAGGAAUUUUCAGAUUUAAUGGCUGCUUUACCAAUGAGGGACUCUAUGGAAACUGAUAAAGAUUUGACUGCUGCUGAAGUAGCUUUAGACUUUGAUGGUAGUAGUGGUGAUGUUUCUACCGGCAUUGCAAAUGAAACUUCCUGCCUAUCAUCACAUGAAAACAUAUGCUUGGAUGAUGUUCAUAGUCAUGUUUCUGUAAUGGCAAUUCCAAGUCCACAUAAUAAGAGCUGUCAAGAUAAAGAAGAAACUUGCACAGACAGAUUUGUAGACCUAAACCAGGUUUCAAAUGAUUGUUUUCUUAUGUAUCAUCAAGGAAACUCAAAUGAAUUUCAGACUCUUUCUUCUGCCAGCUUCCCAAAACUUGAGUCUACGGUGGCAGAGAGUUUCAAACCCACUUCAGAUACUCAAGCAGAUGGGAGUGUUCAAAGUGUACACAACAUUGGCAGAAAUCUGGCUGAACCUGCUGCAACACUGGAAAAUGCAAAUGCGUCUUUACAGCCUUCAACAUCUUGUUCAGAAAUGAGUGCAGAAACAAAUGGGAGGUUCCAAUUUCUAUCACAAGUUUCCCAAGAGAACUCUAGUGGUUGUGAUUUGCUCUACGAGUCAAUGCAUCAUAUAUCUUCGAAAGAAUUAUUGACAAGCAUAUGUUCCUCAGUUGAGAAGAAGAAGCAAAGAGAAUCAAUAUUCAGUGACAGAUGUGUUAUUGAUUACUCUAUUGGACUGCCUCUUAAUUCACAAGGUGAAUUUAUCCAGUUGCAUUCAGGUGGCAAAAGGGGGUUUAACCUGGUAAAGCCAAGUCCAUCAAUGGGUUCUGUCAGUGACUUCCAACUGCUUAAUCUUGUGCAGCCAAAUAGUCCAGCCAGUUAUCUAACUAUGAAAGAUAAGAGCUAUGCCAAAGCAACACUUCGAAAUGACAAAUUUGAAGUUUUUCCCAGUCAGAAUCACCAACAAGAGAGCUCCGAAGUAUCUUUAUCAUCUAAGUUGGGUACUAGUGAAAUGCAAAAUACUGGACGAGCAGAAGUCCAUUGGCAAGAUUUGGUGAAGAGAAACAGUCACUCCGUCCAUCAGUUGGUUUCAGGCAUACACGUCACAGACUUAUCUGUCGAAAGUUGCAGACAGUAUGGCCAAACUCAGAACCAAACUGAAAAGGAAAAGAUUCAACCUGAGAAGAAUUUGGACUGCAUGUUUCCAAAUGCCACCAGACCAACAAUGCGGUUGAUGGGUAAAGAUGUUACAGUUGGCAUAAAUAACAAAGAUGUCCAAGGUUUUGAGAAUGGCAGGACAUCCGCUGGCACCAUGACAGAGAAUCAUCUUACCACCACUGUCUCUGACAACCCUUCAUUGAAAAGGCAAUUUCAGCAGGAAAGAAUUGUGCUUCCCUACCCAGGAAAGCCAAAAGAAACAAUUACUCCUUCAUUGGAAACUCAAAGCAAUGCAUCCUUAGGAAGUACUUUUCCAAUGAAAGCUGCAGAUGCUGGAUUUUCUCACUCAUAUCUCAACUGGCAGAUGUAUGUAAGGCAGCAGAACAGUCCCUCUUUGAUCAGGGAAAAUGCCAGUGCCAAGCUACAUUCUUUUCUGCACACUCUACCUUCCCAUACACUACUCAAUGAGAACUCCAACUUUCAGCAACACACCAACUCUGGAACUGAAUCUCUAAAAGUGAGCUCUCAGGUACCAGUUGCAGCAUCUACUUCUUUCGGUGCUUCUAAGCAUAUGCUUUUGAAUUCUGCCCAACCCAAUUGUGACCAGAGACUACCUCAUGGAAUAAAAUCUGCUUUCCAUUUUCCCUUAGUAAAUCAGGAAUGUCGAGCAAAUGUUCAACCAUCAUGGCUUGAGAGCUCUUCUAAGAGGCUGCCGCAGUGGCUUGUGAAUGCAAAACAGCACGAAGAAGCUAACCUCACUUCUUCUCAGCCAUAUUCUGGUGCAAGUGCUGAUCACCCCCGCACCAUUUCUGGAACUAAUUUCUCAGCUACUUCUUCUAUGUAUAAUUCAUCAACGGUAGCUUAUCCCCACCAUGCCAGCACCUUUCACCCUCACAAGCAGAGUCCAACUGGUCCUGCCCCCUUUUUUCACCCUCCACUCAUCCCUGCUCUUCGAGGAUGCAAACCUACUUCUACAGUCAAUGCAAGCCAUAGAAAUAAGAUUGAAGACAAGGAAGGGGAACAGUCAAAACAUUUCCCUUUUAUGGUUCCUGACAGUGUGAAGAUAGCCAAAAAGAGAACUGCAGAUGAAGCAAAUAAUUCAGCAAAUGCUAUGAAGAAACCCAACUUAAAAAUUCAAGGGGACCCAAGUGCUGUGGAGGAAUUGAGUAAAAGAAUAAACGUCAGUGGUUAUGCACAAUGUACUGGAGCAGCUGAUUUUGAUGCAUUCAGGGAUAAAACUAUGGAUUUAGGACAUUCACUGUCAGAAAUCCAAAAGUUUGGAUUUAGAGACUCAUCUGAUAUCAGUGGUUAUGCAAAAUGUAACACAGGAGCAACUGACUUUGAUGCAUUCAGGGAUAAAGCUAGGGUUCUAGGACAUUCACUGCCAGAGAUCCAAAAGGCUGAAUUCAGAGAUUCAUCGUUUCCUAAAUCUUUUAAACAGGAUGGUGUGAUCAGAGCAGGUCCCAUUAAACUAAGUGCAGGUGCAAAACACAUUCUCAAGCCAAGUCAAAACAUGGAUCACAAUCAACCUAGGCCAACUCAUUCGACCAUACCUUAUGAAGCAGUCACCAAUUCUGAUAAGAUUUCAGAAUUUCAGAAGUCAGCUCAGAUAUAUAGAUUUGGAGAGAAGGUUUCCAGUCAAAGACAUUAAGUGAACCAGUGGUCUGGCGUGUGAUGGCCAAUGGAAAGUGACUUUCUCAAGUCCAGCUUUUUGAGCAAUGACUUAGCUCCAAUCAUGUUAUAGAAAUGACUAUCUAAGCUUCAUCAAAGAUGUAUGACUGAAUUAUGCUUUAGAGUCAGUUGUCUUUGUCAGGUAAUCAGUUACUGCUGUAAGAAGUGUAAUAUUAUAGAAGUAAUAAUUUCUGUCUUAAGUAUAUUGAUAUUUUGUUGAGAAUAUGAAGUUCUUUUGACUUUAUUUUGAGAUGAAGUUACUGUUGAUAGUUCCAUUAGAAAGAGAGGGUUAUGAA
Macadamia integrifolia is the source of this 3911-nucleotide messenger RNA. RefSeq lists its product as uncharacterized. Bases 59 to 3595 code for a protein of 1178 amino acids. The transcript has 3 exons. NCBI's taxonomy places the organism in Eukaryota, Viridiplantae, Streptophyta, Magnoliopsida, Proteales, Proteaceae. The record is from RefSeq and is a predicted model, not a curated record.